AUGUCUACCUCAAACAUUCCUCCAUCUGUCAAAGGAGCCAUUGAUGCUGACCCAUGGUUAACCCCUUUUGCUAAUGAAUUGGCUAAGAGAAGGCAAUUGGCUGAUGAUUGGUUACAAAAAUUUGAACAAACUGAAGGUGGUUUAGUUAAGUUUGCUGAUUCUUAUAAAGAUUAUGGAUUCCAAGUUGAUUCCAAAACUGGUAAUGUCAAUUAUAAAGAAUGGGCGCCAAAUGCUAAAGAAGCUUUCUUAGUUGGUGAUUUCAAUAAUUGGUCUACAGAAGGUUCAAAUCGUUAUCAAUUAACCAAGGAUGAAUAUGGUGUCUUUAAUAUAACUUUACCAAAAGGAACAAUUCCUCAUGAUUCAAGAAUUAAAAUUCUUUUAGUUUUACCAUCUGGUGAAUGGAUUUAUAGAUUACCAGCAUGGAUCACAAGAGCAACUCAACCACCAAAAGAAUCAAAAGAAGUUGCAUUUGAAGCAAGAUUUUGGAAUCCUGAACAUAAAUAUGAAUUUAAAAAUAAGAGACCAAUUCCAGGUGAAAGUUUAAGAAUUUAUGAAGCUCAUAUUGGUAUCUCAACUCCUGAACCAAAAAUUGGUUCAUAUAAAGAAUUUACUCAAAAUAUUUUACCAAAAAUCAAAGAAUUAGGUUAUAAUACUGUUCAAUUAAUGGCAAUUAUGGAACAUGCUUAUUAUGCAUCAUUUGGUUAUCAAGUUACAAAUUUCUUUGCUAUUAGUUCAAGAUUUGGUACACCAGAAGAUUUGAAAGAAUUGAUUGAUACUGCUCAUGGAUUAGGUAUUGUUGUUUUAUUAGAUGUUGUUCAUUCACAUGCUUCUAAAAAUGUUGAUGAUGGUCUUAAUAACUUUGAUGGUACUGAAUAUCAAUAUUUCCAUAGUGGUGGAAAAGGUUCACAUCCUUUAUGGGAUUCAAGAUUAUUUAAUUAUGGUAAAUAUGAAGUUUUAAGAUUCUUGUUAUCAAAUUUAAAAUUUUAUUUAGAUGUUUACAAAUUUGAUGGUUUUAGAUUCGAUGGUGUUACUUCAAUGCUUUAUUUACAUCAUGGUGUUGGUGCUGGUGGUGCAUUCAGUGGUGAUUAUAACGAAUAUUUACAUGAAAAUUCUGCAGUUGAUUAUGAAGCUAUUACAUAUUUGAUGUUGGCUAAUGAUUUAAUUAAUUUGGUUGCUAAAGAAGAAGGAACAAAUUUCAUUUCAAUUGCUGAAGAUGUUUCAGGUAUGCCAACUUUAGGUACACCAAGAUCUGCUGGAGGUGUUGGAUUCGAUUAUAGAUUAGCAAUGGCCUUACCAGAUAUGUGGAUUAAGAUUCUUAAAGAACAAAAAGAUGAAGAUUGGGAUAUAAAUAAGAUUGUUCAUACUUUAACCAAUAGACGUUAUACAGAAAAAGCUAUUGGAUAUUGUGAAUCUCAUGACCAAGCAUUAGUUGGUGAUAAAACUUUAGCAUUUUGGUUAAUGGAUGCUGAAAUGUAUACAAAUAUGAGCACAUUAUCACCAUUGACACCUGUUAUUGAUCGUGGGUUAUCGUUACAUAAAAUCAUAAGAUUAUUGACUCAUUCUUUAGGUGGUGAAGGAUACUUAAAUUUUGAAGGUAAUGAAUUUGGACAUCCAGAAUGGUUAGAUUUCCCAAAUGCUAAUAAUGGUGAUAGUUAUCAUUAUGCAAGAAGACAAUUCAAUUUACCAGGUGAUGAUUUAUUAAGAUAUAAAUUUUUAUACAAAUUUGAUGCUGCAAUGCAACAUUUAGAAUCUAAAUAUGGUUGGUUACAUAAAAAAGAUACUUAUAUUUCACUUAAGAAUGAAUCUGAUCAAGUUUUAGUUUAUGAAAAAGCUGGAUUAUUAUUCAUUUUCAAUUUGAAUCCAACUCAAUCAUUCACAGAUUAUAGAGUUGGUGUUGAAACUGGUGGUGUUUAUCGUAUUGUUUUGAACUCAGAUGAUAGUCAAUAUGGUGGUCAUGGUCGUGUUGAUAAUGAAGCUUCAAGAUUUUUCACAACUGAUUUAGCUUGGAAUAAUAGAAAAAACUUUUUACAAGUUUAUAUUCCUUCAAGAACUGUUUUGGUUUUGGGAUUAGAAAACACAAUUAAUUAA
Hansenula ciferrii is the source of this 2088-nucleotide messenger RNA. RefSeq names its product 1,4-alpha-glucan branching enzyme (gene GLC3). The record is from RefSeq and is a predicted model, not a curated record. The coding region runs from base 1 to 2088 and encodes 695 amino acids. Gene Ontology annotation, molecular function: 1,4-alpha-glucan branching enzyme activity; cation binding; hydrolase activity, hydrolyzing O-glycosyl compounds. Gene Ontology annotation, cellular component: cytoplasm. NCBI's taxonomy places the organism in Eukaryota, Fungi, Ascomycota, Saccharomycetes, Phaffomycetales, Wickerhamomycetaceae. The transcript has a single exon. Gene Ontology annotation, biological process: glycogen biosynthetic process.